AUGGCGACGGCUCGUGCUGCAGCAUCAGGUUCUGGGGUGCGCUCCCCAAACGGUCGAGACACGAGGACGCAGCUCUACGUUGGCAAUCUGCCGUACAGAGUACGAUGGCAGGAUUUGAAGGAUCUGUUUCGCAAGGCUGGGACUGUCUUGCGAGCUGAUGUCAGCUUGGGCUCCGAUAAUAGGAGCAGGGGCUAUGGGACAGUUCUCCUUGCGACUGCUGAAGAUGCCGGUCGAGCAAUUGACAUGUUCAAUGGCUAUGUGUGGCAGACGCGCACUCUGGAAGUUCGUCCCGACCGUUUGCCACCUCCCGACCCGGAGCAUCAGAACCCCGCCGCUGGUCCUUCUCCCCUGCACGCGAUGCCUUAUGUUCCUCCCACCAACCUUGCCCCCCCUGGACCUGGACCUGGACCUAUCGCUCAUGGACCUUGGCUGAACAUCGACGGCAGCCCUGCUCGUCCACAAUCCGCUCUACCCUUCCAUGUACAGUGGCAAGACUUGAAGGACCAUUUCCGCAGUGCUGGCCAGAUCGCUCGUGCGGACGUCGCUACAGGCCCAGACGGGCGUUCUCGUGGUUUCGGCACUGUGCUCUUCGUGCAUGAAUCGGAUGCGCUUGCCGCUGUGGAGAUGUUUAACGGGUUUGUCGUGUUCCUUUCGUGA
Messenger RNA from Dacryopinax primogenitus, 657 nucleotides. Its product is annotated as RNA-binding domain-containing protein. Gene Ontology annotation, molecular function: mRNA binding. NCBI's taxonomy places the organism in Eukaryota, Fungi, Basidiomycota, Dacrymycetes, Dacrymycetales, Dacrymycetaceae. Gene Ontology annotation, biological process: regulation of mRNA stability involved in response to oxidative stress. The transcript has 4 exons. Gene Ontology annotation, cellular component: cytoplasm; nucleus; post-mRNA release spliceosomal complex. The record is from RefSeq and is a predicted model, not a curated record. The coding region runs from base 1 to 657 and encodes 218 amino acids.